AUGGGGCCCCCUAGGACGCGAAGCUUUAGGUUUAUGCUCGUGGGAAUCGGCCCACACGCGAAGCGAACCUACGUCAAGCACUUUCGAAGCCUCAAAGCCGAGGGAAGAGGAGAGAUCGUUGCUGCAGUCGACAUCAUAAGCCAAAGGUCGUCCCUGGAGCCUUAUGCGGCAGAGCAUCUACCAGAUACUCAACUAAUAUUUGUGCCACAAUUCAGGGGCCGGAUGCCCCCAACUGUUACCGAAGCGCUUACAAGAGUAGCACGGUCGCUUGGUGUAGACUGUAUCAUCGUGUCGACGGAACCAGAAUGUCAUAAACCAUACGGUCUGUGGGCUGUGAGCUUAGGGCUCCACGUUAUCAUGGACAAGCCUAUAUCCACUCGAAGACAAGCUUCCAACGAUCCUGAAGAAGCUGCUGGGAUCGCCGAUGACUACAAUGAACUUUUAGAAGCCUACACGGAGCUACAAAAGCACAAAGAAACAAUGUUUCUUAUCAACAGCCAUCGACGGUACCACCCUGGCUUUCUCGGUACGAGGGAUUUUAUCACAGAUAUACGGAACAAGACGAACUGCCCUGUUACAAGCCUAAUCUCGACCCAUUGCGAUGGCCAGUGGCGAUUGCCGGAUGAAAUUGUCGAUCAGCAUUACCACCCUUUCCGCUACGGCUAUGGCAAGAUAUCUCACAGCGGCUAUCACUUCUUAGACACCUGCUACAAGUUUUUCGAGGCAGGAUGGAGUGCGGGAAAGAGACCUGACCAGAUUGAAAUGGUUACUACCUUCAGUCGUCCCAAUGAUUUCAUGUACUCAUUGAGUCACGAGGAACACGGUCAGGCGCUCGGUCGUGAUGAAUACAAUAAGCACGCCAAGUACAGCGCAGACGAACUUCGAGAACAUAUGCAAUCCAUGGGAGAGGUUGAUGCGAUGAUCCAAAUCACCUUUAGAAGUCGCGGCAAUGUGCUCGGAAUGGCGCAAUUGAAUCUCCUCCACACCGGAUUUUCUCGCCGUGAUUGGAUCGACCAAGGGGCGAACCCAGAUCUAUACAAGGGUUGCGGGAGAGUAAAGCACGAAGCCCAUGAGGUCAGAAGUGGGCCAUUCCAAACAAUCGUGAUUGACUCACGCCAGGCAAAUGACAAACAUGACCGCAGCAAACCCAGCACUGCCGAACUAGGGAGCGACAAUCACUUCGAAGUCCAGACAUGGCGUAAUUGCGGUGUACUAGGCGAAGACGAACCUCUCAAGACUUACACAAUCGACGAUCUAGACAAGCGUUUCAACACCAAGGCGACUGGUAUUUACAUGGAAAACAUCAAGCAAGGUAUUUUGUGGGAGGCGCUGAACUUCCUCGAGGGCAGUAUACCUAUUGAUGCACUUACAUCAAAUUUGCCGGAUCACAGCAUACCUGCCACUAUGAUGAGCGCAGCCUACAUGUCACACAUCCGUCGCUCUCGAGGUUUAAAUCCCAUAACACAUAUUAAUAUAACGUAUACGAAUGAGGACUGCUAG
Molecule: messenger RNA, 1500 nt
Organism: Bipolaris oryzae ATCC 44560
Lineage: Eukaryota; Fungi; Ascomycota; Dothideomycetes; Pleosporales; Pleosporaceae
Exons: 3
Coding region: 1-1500 (499 amino acids)
Molecular function (GO): nucleotide binding
Source: RefSeq, a predicted model, not a curated record